Molecule: messenger RNA, 641 nt
Organism: Postia placenta MAD-698-R-SB12
Lineage: Eukaryota; Fungi; Basidiomycota; Agaricomycetes; Polyporales; Adustoporiaceae
Exons: 10
Coding region: 38-487 (149 amino acids)
Source: RefSeq, a predicted model, not a curated record
GGACGCUGUUCACAUCUCAAGUUGCUCGCUCACCAACAUGACUGCUCUGCGUCGCAUACAGAAGGAACUUGCAGAUGUUACUAGCAGACCGAUUGAUGGUUUGACGGUAGAGCCGGAGGAUGGAAAUCUCUUCCUCUGGAAUUGUGCCAUCAAGGCCGCGUCGGACAGCCCAUACAAGGGUGGCACCUUCCACUUUACUUUAUCCUUACCAGAGAACUUUCCCUUCAAGGCGCCAUCCGUCACCUUCACAACCAAGAUCUACCACCCCGGAAUCAACGAGGAGGGGCACAUCUGCGUACCAGUCCUGCGCGAUCAGUGGAAGCCCUCGGUGACGCUGUCUUCAGUGCUCGCCAUAAUUCAGGAGAAGGUGAACAACCCCAGCCCAGACGACCCGUUCGAGCCAGAGAUCGCUGCGCAAAUGAAGAACGAUCACGAUAAGUUCUUGGCAGCCGCCAAGGAAUGGACGAAGAAGCACGCGACUGCAUGAGUUUCCGCGGCCAUUUAUGAAUUUUGUACUAUAAUUGCUCCGCGUCGCAGUUGCACUGCCUAUAGUUCUACUCAAGAAGUUGUAUAUCGCAUGUAUUAACAAUCCUGCAUCUCGUUUGAUCUCCGCGCCCGCAAGUGGGAUCUCAUUUGCGUUA